Messenger RNA from Durio zibethinus, 1952 nucleotides. NCBI's taxonomy places the organism in Eukaryota, Viridiplantae, Streptophyta, Magnoliopsida, Malvales, Malvaceae. The record is from RefSeq and is a predicted model, not a curated record.
CGUAUUAUGGGGAAAUGGAUUACGCUCAAUGCUUAAUGAUAUUUAGGAUGUACUUUGAAAAGUCAUAGUCAGGUGGUCUGGUCAAUUUAUUUGUAGAGAAUAAAGAAAAAAAAAUAGUACAGGACAAACAUAUUCUCCCAUGAGGUGCUUGAAUCUAAACGUUGUCCAAUAGAAAAAGAAACGACAAAAAGAAUGACAUUUGAAUUUUGGGAUGUGAUUUGCAGACUUUGGCACUGGCAGACCGGAUGAUGACAUUUGAAUUGUGGGAUUUGAUCUGCGGACUUUGGCAGUGGCAGAUCGGCUGCUAUGUUCGUGGAAACUAUAAAACUAUCUAAGCCAUUACCAAAACUUGGUGGCAAUCGAAUUCCAAAGCAAACUAAAGCAAAGCCAAGGUUUUUUUUUUUUUGGGUUAUAUCAGAAACAAAAAUGGGACGCAGAGUACAAACACAACAGCAAGAAGAUCAAGAAACUAUCAGCAAAAAUUGUAAUGGAGUUCCUACUAUGCCUGUUCUCACUCCCUACAAAAUGGGAAAAUUCAAUCUUUCUCAUAGAAUGGUAAUGCCACCAAUGACUAGACAGAGAUCUUAUAACAAUAUUCCUCAGCCACAUGCCGCUUUAUACUAUUCCCAAAGAACCACCAAGGGAGGUCUUCUGAUCACUGAAGCAACUGUAAUUUCUGAAGCAGCUCGAGGGUACAAAGAUACGCCUGGUAUAUGGUCAAAAGAGCAAGUUGAGGCAUGGAAACCCAUUGUAGAUGCUGUCCAUGCAAAAGGUGGGAUCUUCUUUUGUCAGCUAUGGCAUGUUGGAAGGGCUUCAACUUAUGAGUAUCAGCCAAAUGGGCAAGCUCCUAUCUCCUCUACUAGCAAACAACUGAUGCCCCAAGUUCAAGCAAAUGCGGCUGAACCUGCAAAAUUCUCACCUCCAAGGAGGUUAAGGACAGAUGAGAUCCCUCAAAUUUUCAACCAGUAUAGACUUGCUGCAAGGAAUGCUAUGGAAGCUGGCAAGUUUCUAUCCCCCUUUAAACUGCACAAAACGCAAAUUAACAUCACAGGUUUUGAUGGAGUUGAGUUACACGGGGCUCAUGGAUAUCUACUUGACCAGUUUAUGAAAGAUCAUAUUAAUGAUCGAACAGAUCAAUAUGGUGGGUCUCUAGAAAACCGCUGCAGGUUUGCCCUGGAAGUAGUUGAAGCUGUUGCUAAUGAGAUAGGAGCAGAUAGAGUAGGAAUCAGGCUAUCUCCCUUUGCAAACUAUUUGGAUUCAGGUGACUCAAAUCCAACAGCAUUAGGGGUCUGCAUGGCAGAAUCAUUGAACAAAUAUGGAAUCCUCUACUGCCAUAUGGUUGAGCCUAGGAUGAAACUUGCUGAAGAAAGUUUUGAAACAUCUGAAAGUCUUCUUCCCAUGAGGAAGGCUUUUAAGGGUACAUUCAUUGUAGCUGGAGGCUAUGACAAAGAAGAUGGUAACAAAGCUGUGGCUGAAAACCGCACAGAUCUCGUUUCUUUUGGUCGUUUGUUUUUAGCCAAUCCAGAUUUGCCAAGGAGGUUUGAUCUCAAUGCCCCUCUCACUAAACACAACCGAAGUACAUACUGCCUGAUAGAUCCUGUUGUUGGCUACACCGAUUACCCAUUUCUUCAAGACACUGCUUAAGCUGACUGCAAAUGAGGAUUUGGCAAGUUUAAAAUAAUCAUUAUCAAGUCAAUUUAAAUCCAGCAUUUGUACUUUUUUUUUUCUUUUUAUCUUCUGUAUGGUUUCCUUGUCCCAAGCAUUAUAGCAUUGGGUAAAUAAUGUGUGAAUGGUCUUGUUGGACUAUUCGGAUAAUCCAUCUAUAAAGAGAUAUAAUUGAUAAAGUCUUUUUACCAUGGAAUAAAUAAUAGGAUUUUAUCCCGAUAAUUUAAUUAAGAAUUAAAUUCUAAUUAGUUAUAUGAUAAAGAGAUGGAAUGAUUUGAAGUUUUUCA